Salvelinus fontinalis (brook trout) is the source of this 1494-nucleotide messenger RNA. RefSeq names its product zinc finger protein 883-like. Bases 1 to 1494 code for a protein of 497 amino acids. Gene Ontology annotation, biological process: regulation of transcription by RNA polymerase II. The transcript has 3 exons. The record is from RefSeq and is a predicted model, not a curated record. Gene Ontology annotation, cellular component: nucleus. NCBI's taxonomy places the organism in Eukaryota, Metazoa, Chordata, Actinopteri, Salmoniformes, Salmonidae. Gene Ontology annotation, molecular function: RNA polymerase II cis-regulatory region sequence-specific DNA binding; DNA-binding transcription activator activity, RNA polymerase II-specific.
AUGGCUCUUUUACACCGCAUGUCCUCUGAAGCUAUAAAGACAGAGCUCGAUCUUUUCACGGCCCCCUUAACCCAACAUUCAAUAGAGAGGUCCAGUUAUGUGGAGAUAGCCCCACUCUCUGCCAUUACCGACAACGGUCCUAUAGAAUUUUUCAUACCAGGCCACGGUGACAACUAUCUGAACUUCAACAACACCUUGGUGCAUUUGCGUCUAAAAGUGACCAAAAGAGAUGGCACUAAUAUUGCAGGCGAUGCCAAAGUGAGUCUCAUUAAUUACCCAGUGGCCACCAUCUUCUCCCAAGUGGACGUGACUUUGGGUGAACGCCUAAUCAGUCAAAGCAGUGCCACAUACCCUUAUAGGGCCAUCAUGGAGUGUUUACUCAACUACUCCGAAGACACUCUCAAGACACAAUUCAGCGCCGGGCUGUUUAGCAAGGAUACUGCAGGAGGCUCUAUGGAAUCGACAGACCCUUCCACUGGUACAAACAAAGGACUGACAUUCUCUACAUCCAGAGAGCAACAGCAGGAAGAUCACAGAGCUAAGAGGUCUCACCUCUGCCCACAUUGUGUGGAGAUUUUCCCAAUUCUAUCAAAGCUAAAAAUACACCUAAAAAUACACACAGGAGAACAUCUGUAUUCCUGUACUGACUGUGGGAAGAGAUUCACAACACCAGGAGCUUUGGCAGUUCAUCAGAGAGUGCACACUGGAGGGAAGCCUUACUCCUGCUCUGACUGUGGAAAGAGUUUCUCUCUACUGGGCAACUUAAAAACACAUGAACGUAUACAUACAGGAGUGAAGCCUUACUCUUGCUCUGGCUGUGGACAGAGUUUCUCUCGACUGGGCCACUUAAAAACACAUGAACGUAUACAUACAGGAGUGAAGCCUUACUCGUGCUCUGACUGUGUAAAAUGCUUCACAACAUCAGCUCAGCUAAAAGAUCAUCAGAGAACACACACAGGAGAGAAGCCUUACUCCUGCUCUGACUGUGGAAAGAGUUUCUCUCUACUGGGCAACUUAAAAACACAUAAACGUAUACAUACAGGAGAGAAGCCUUACUCCUGCUCUGACUGUGGGACAAAUUUCUCUCUACUGGGCCACUUAAAAACACAUGAACGUAUACAUACAGGAGUGAAGCUUUACUCCUGCUCUGACUGUGUAAAAUGCUUCACAACAUCAGCUGAGCUAAAAGUUCAUCAGAGAACACACACAGGAGAGAAGCCUUACUCCUGCUCUGACUGUGGAAAGAGUUUCUCUCGACUGGGCCAAUUAAAAAGACAUGAACGUAGACAUAUUGGAGUGAAGCCUUACUGCUGCUCUGACUGUGUAAAAUGCUUCACAACAUCAGCUGAGCUAAAAGUUCAUCAGAGAACACACACAGGAGAGAAGCCUUACUCUUGCUCUGACUGUGGAAAGAGUUUCUCUCGACUGGGCCACUUAAAAAGACAUGAACGUAUACAUACAGGAGAGAAACCUUACUAUGCACGAUUACAGUGA